AUGAUAGGGAAUCCAAAGACAUCUAUCAAUAUCGCUAAUGGUCUUACAGGGCGGUUCUUCCAGCUGCAAAACCAAAUCGUGACCGCCUCGUGUUAUCGCGGCGUUUCUUGUACACCAUCCCUCCGAACCCUGCUGCACCCACAGCAGCAAAAACUCCGAUUACAAUCCCAGCCUUCUGUCCACCACUCGNCUCCGAUUACAAUCCCAGCCUUCUGUCCACCACUCAGUCCUUUCGAAGAGUCCUUGGGCUUUGGCGGCUGUAGUGGUGGUGGUGGUGGUCCAUUCGUAGUGGGAGGAGCCCGAUCGGGCACAGAUGGCGGUGGUGCGGGUGGGGAUAUCGCCGCAGGUGGUGGUGGAGAAUUAGGUCCGGGUGCGGGUCCCGAACCAGGAGCUGGAGCGGAUCCGGAAGCGGGUGCAGGUGCGGGUCCGGAAGCGGGAGCGGGUGCGGAUGCGGGUGCACCUUUAGGAGGACCUGCAUGGACGACUGCGAAGUUCCCAAAGAUAUUAUGA
Molecule: messenger RNA, 510 nt
Organism: Ilex paraguariensis (yerba mate)
Lineage: Eukaryota; Viridiplantae; Streptophyta; Magnoliopsida; Aquifoliales; Aquifoliaceae
Source: the annotation of a GenBank genome assembly